AUGUUCUUCCUGGUGUUGCUCUAUACGGUCAUUCUGAACUUUGUCCACCAUUACGCCUACGCAGAGAAGGAGUGCAAGACGCCAACGAGCCAUUGCUCGACGUCGUUGGUUCCUACAUCGCACGGGCAAAGUCACUUUGGAUCAAACUCGACUCGCAUCCCUUUAUUGGAGACUACGAGCCCAUCACAGCAGAGAUCUUCAUUUUCUCAGCAAGAUCAGAGCAGCAAUGGCAUCCUUCGAAGACCCAUGGCGCUGCAGAUUCUGCAUGAGGAUGGUGAGUCCAACAGCAGACACAUGUGGUGGAUGCUGGGGAACGUGGACGAUGUGCCACGACCCUACCUACGUGCACAAGCGACCGCAAAGACGAGGAGGAGAACACAAUCGCCACGUCAACGGAACGCCAACAGACGUUCCAAUUCCAGACGAACGCAAUGGAGAACAGAGCCCCCAGAACCUGCCGGAGGCAAGGGUCACGAGAAGGGCAAGCAGCAGGAAAAAGGAGGGGCUGCGGCCUUUGGGCACUUGCCGCCCUCCACUACCUGGAUUUCACCUCCGGAAGUGCCGUUUGACAAGGAGGACGCAGAGCUAUUAGCACUUCGCCAUCUCCAUUCUCAGAUUCGUGGACAAGCUGGAGAACAAUCGGAGGAAGUCAGGAAAGCGCUGGCGGUCAUCGAGGCCAACACUCGCAAAGACGAUGCGAAAAGUUACAAGCAGCUGAUCUACCUGCUGACUCAGGCACGCAAAAAGCUCUCGGAUGUGGAGGAGCAAUGGGACUCUUUCCGCUCCCAAUGGUCCGAUUAUCUGGACAAGGCCACCAAGAUGUGGACUGCUCACAUAGACUCUUACGAGGAAGGCGAGCAGAAAUUUUCCGAGAAGAGACGAGAGGCCGCCCUCUAUCUGCAGUACAUCAGGACGCAACUCCACGAUGUACAUGUGAGGACUAUGGCCAUGGAAGGGACGGUGCCGUCAGGAGAGUUACAAGAAGGUCAGACAGCCUUGGAUGCCACGAUGACGAUCGAGGAUGUGGAGGAGCCCAUCGCCGAGCCACAACUGGCUCAAUUGAAGACAGACCUGAAGGGAGUCGUCCAGAAGGUCAAGGACACCAUCGAAGAGAAGAUGAGCAAAAGGUCCCUAUCAGCACGUGCUGGGGAUGGGGACGACAUCCAAUUGGUCGAGGCCAGCUUGGCGUGCUGUUCUACAACAGCCAGCUGGAGAGGCGAAGGGCGAAAAAGACGACGAGCACGUUUUCGUCGUUUGACCUUUUGGCCAACAGUGGAAGCUGUCACGAGCCGAGGUCGAGUACAAUAUGAAAUAUGCAAUUUGCUUGUCGAUCACAACACCAAGAUUGAUUUUGAUUUGAAUGCCAAUCAAUGCGGGUUUGUUGAAGGCGUUCUGCCCUCACUUCACUCUGUUGUCAUGGAGGAAGACUAUAUCAAUCUUUGGGAUGCCCAGAUCCGAGCACUAUGGCUUGAGCAUUCUGUUCAGUCACCAAUUUUGGCACCUCACCUUGAUGGCCUAUUCUUCGAGCACUUUCUCAAGGACAAAAGCCAUCCAGUUCCAGUUUCAGAUCUACGGGAACUUGGGAUUCUGAAACAACACGGGCCUGAUCAUGGAGAAGUUCCUAAUCUACCAGAUCCGCCUGAACAUCCAACAGCGCCACAUCCAGAACAAGGACAAGCUGACGCGCAUACGCCGAGCCAGCCCUUGCACAGAUUCCCUGUCUGGACCCAAGAACUAUGGGCGCUGCUUCAAAAUGCAGGUGCAACUGAGCUUUUGGAAGAAGGUCCCAUCAUGUACCUGGACUCUUUCUACAUCAGCCACGAGACAUGUCGUCGUCAAGAGGUGAACAGACCGGUUCGUCUUGACCGCAACUAUGAACAGUGGGCCAUGACGAUCAAAGAGGUCUGGAUUGACUUUUUCGACAGGCAUGCUGAAUUUGAAGUUUUCCUGAUUCAGCCGAACCCACCAACACCCGUCACUAGAGGAACAGUGGCUAGUCUACUUGUUGUCCAACAUCCUCUACGACAUCAGGUUGCCGGAUUGACCACUGCCAUUGUGGACGAUAUUGCAGGACACCGCAUUGAUCAGGUAGCACACUCUUUCACUGAUCGAUUGUCACACCGACAAAUCUUGCGUCAAGCGGCUGUCCUCAAUGACUGCCUGGAGAUCGAAAGACGAGGUCAAGGUGCCUGCACAAUUCGAGCUGGACCACAUGUAUUUCCACCAGAUCAAGAAAUACGCCUACAUGAUGGCCUUGGACUAGUCAUCGAAGUCCCAAUGCUCAUUGAUGAGGAGCGCUGGCAACGCUUCGUGGUGCCGAGAUUACGAGAAAUCAAUCCCAGAGACAUACAUCCGCCAGAACCAGUAUUUUCCGAAGAACUGCACAUUGGGCACCGAAGAUCACCACCAUUGACACACUUUUCAGGCUUUUGGGUCUCACCUCGACAUAUCGGCAACAUGCUGACCGCAGUCACCUGUGGCACAACAACAUCCGCAUUGACCUGUGGAGAAGUGCCCCACUACAUAUCGCAGAUGGCGAUUAUUUGGAAGUCUUCAUUGGAGAUCUUGAUUGUAGAGAUACACUACACAGUGAAAGUGAAGAAGAACCACAGGCUCUCCUUCAAGUUUCAAUUCCGCAAACACACAAGGUUUCGGAUCAACAACAACAACAUGUCUCAAGUCUUGACGCAUGCCACCCGGGUGAGCGGCACCGCCAUAUUCGUGGCCAAAGACAGAUUCCAUGGUGGUGAUUCCAUGGUGGUGAUUCCAUCUCACGACAUGCAAUAUGGCAAUGUGAACAUGGGCAACACCUGGAACUUCAUGUGCGUGAACGCCAAUGAAUGUGGGCACUUCGAUUUCAAUCCCAAUGCUGCAGCCUUCUUCCCGGAUCAACUGUCUAUCUUUGGACAACCUGAAUACAUCCAAGAUCUACAAUUGGCGUGGCAGUUCAGCGCCUUUGCCUGGGAAGAGGAGGAGGCAUCUAUUGUUGUGGCGGUUUGGUUCGUGGAUCAUCGCUGGCACUGGCCACAUCACGACAGAUACAGAACAGCCAGGCUUUAUGCAGAUUUCACUCAAUGGGAACAGACCAUUUUGAGAACAUGGCGAGAUUUCAUCCAGCCAGGCACGCCCUAUGAAAUCAGCAGGGUCACGCCCACGCCACCUUCGCGCCACAAUGAAGCCAGCAGCCACAUCGUGAUCAUACAACAUCCAAGACCUGACUGGGUGACCUCUGUAGUCACCGUGCAGGACUCGUAUGCAAACGGUCCUAGCACAACCACACAAUGGGCCAUCACCACACACGAACACAUCCUGCUGGACAAUCUCCUCCUUGUGAUUGGAAGACUUAGCCAAUGCACGGGAGCACAUCCUCAACUUCGAUGUCAGGCGUGGUACAACACGGAGAUCUUGCAGCUUGGACGACCAAUACCUGGGCACAAUGGAUAUGGCAUCAUCAUACACCUGAGCCCUCAGCCAGCUCCGGUACAACACAAUGCGGCAGAAGGACCAGUCCUGCUCCAAUUGUCAGCCCUUCUCCAACGAUCUGAUGAUAAACCAGGGGAUUGUGAGCGCCUAACAACUGAUUCGGUGGCUCAAGAUCAGUGGCCUCAAUCACCCAUGUAUUUCCCAGAAGUUGGUGACCUACAGCGGGCGGACUGGAAAGAUGAUCAAGCCAAGAUACUGGUCCAGAUUCUUCAUGAUGCACCGCCCAUUCUGUCAUCUGGCAUCCCCACUGCAAUCGAGAUCAACGAGAUCUAUGCGGCGCAAGAUGUUGAGCUGGAGCUAUAUCGGCAUGGGGACUUCAAUGCACUGCAUAUCUUUGUGGAGAACAUGACACAGUCUUUGCUCAUUUUGCCGCCGCUGAAGAAGACCAGAGCCGUGAUUCUGUAUGAAGAGACAUGGAGGACUCGAGUUCGUUGCCUACACUUUGAAGAUGUGAAGCCACAACACGAGCUGCGACAUCCAUGCCAGCGAAUCCGAACGCCAUGGCCUGCACCCCAACCACAGCGACCUCAUCAGCCAGCGCCAUUUCCAGUCUUUAGUGAUUUGCCAGAGGCUACUGCCUGUACUCUGGAGCUUGACACUGCCGAGCUUGAACAGAUGCUUACAGCACCCCAAGACUAUCUAUGGACUGACUACAGUGUCUUCGAUCUACCAGACUUCAUCAGAAGUGCGCUUGACUCUUGCCAGCCGGUAGAUCAGAUUGACCGCUAUGUCAUCUACACGGAUGGGUCAUCACAGACAAAACACCGCCAUCGCCCCCCACUUUGGGUGGCUGAGCGUGACAUCAGUGACUCUUGGGCCUUUGCAGUCUUUGCCGAACAAUAUGCUGACGAAUCAGGAAGACCAUGGAAGCUCCAAUUCCUCGGGCUUCAGUGCCAAGUUGUACUGUAUGAGGCCACAGCCUCACACUAUAUUGGCACGACGAAGAUCGGAUCAGAUGCAUCAGAAACUGAGGGCCUCUUCUGGUCGGGCAUGUGGCGGCUCGCCCAAAACAAUUGCAUUCCGACCGUCUUUGUGAGCGACUCCCGUCUGACUGGAGACCAGGCAAUGGGACGCAUAGGCAUUGCAGACAUCAACGAGCCCUACCGCAAUCUGCGGGCAGUCUUCCAAACUUUGGCUGCUUGUCUUCCAGGUGGAUUUGCCCCAACUGACAUGCGGAGGUUUGCACCCAUCUCUCUGCCGAGUAAGAGGUCCGACAUGCAGUUUGAAACACAACCAGCAUCAAUGCAGAAGACCAACUUCAUGCUGAGUGCAGCUUCUGCCAAUGUGCAGACAUUCUACAGAGGACAAGAAGGCUAUGCCAACAAGCUGACGUAUGUCCGAGAGCAAUUUGUGGCGCAUGGCAUCAAUAUUCUUGGCUUGCAAGAAUGUCGCACAGACACUGGUGCGUCUCAACACCAAGAUGUUCUUCGGCUUGCUGGUGGGUGCGACAAAGGAUGCCUUGGCAUUGAGAUUUGGAUCAAUCUUGCCCAGCCUUUUCUUUAUCAAGGAGGCCAACCUCAACGAUUUACCAGAGGUGACUUUGUUGUUGUUGCGAGAGAUCCCAGACACCUUCUGGUCCAUGCGAAGAACUCUUCCAUUGAUCUUUGGCUUCUUGCUGCCCAUGCUCCACACAGUGGUGCUGACUCUUCAGUCCGUGAAGAAUGGUGGCACAAUCUCUCCACCCUGAUCAGCACACACGCAACUGGGGACAACAUCAUUAUUAUGAUGGAUGCCAAUGCGGCCACAGGACCACAAGACGGAAGGCAUGUCUUCAACAAUGAUGACAAGACAACGGCCAAUACAGGACAUUUCCGUGCCCUUCUCCAUGACCAUUCACUGUGUGUGCCUGCGACCUUGGACACCCAUGAAGGACCACAGGGCACGUGGAUCAGCCCAGUUGACGAGUCCCUGCAUCGCAUCGACUAUGUCCUGAGCAUCUGCAUCGCUGCUUUGCGGCGUGGCGAGGGCAUCUUGGGGACCAAGAACAACAAGCAUCCCAGCACUUCACAGCGACUGUGCGCCAAACGGCAUGCGGUCCAGAAGGCGAUUGGAGAGUUGCCCACAGACAGUGCCGCAUCCCAGAUCCUCUAUGCCCUGAAGCCUGUGAUUGGUCCGACCAAUCCUAAGCUGCGCAAAGCCACACCCUUGCCUCAAGUUCUGCAAGCAGACGGAACACCAUGUGACAGCCCUGCCUCUGACCUGCCGACACUCACAGACCUUGAAGCGGCAUUUCGUAGAGUCAAGGACCACAAAGCUGUGGGAGAAGAUCACAUUCCACCUGAACUAUGCCACCACUUCCCUGUGUCCAUGGCAAGGUGGGCGUACAGCCAACUUUUGAAGCUCUGUACACACGGACAAGAGGCCUUGUUGCACAAGGGCGGGGUCCUUGUAGCCGCAUGGAAGAAAAAAGGCCCUCAACACCUAUGUGAGUCUUAUCGCUCCCUGCUGAUCAGCUCACAUGUGGCCAAAUCAGUCCAUCGAGCAGUCCGGGACCAUCAGUCAACCAUCUAUGAGGCCUUCUUACAAUCGGCCCAAAUAGGUGGCAGAAAAUCCAUCCCGGUGUCGCUCGGCGUGCACUACAUCAGAGCUGCUGCCCGCAGAGCAAAACACCUGAGCAGAUCUCACGCCCUGGUCUUUUUAGAUCUCAGAGAAGCGUUCUACCGUGUCUUGAGACCAAUCUCAGUUGGUGGCCACAUUCCUGACUCUUUACUAGCCACGGUGGCAGCCCGGCUGCAUCUACCAGCUGAUGCUUUGGCGGAUCUUCAAGCUCUACUCCAACUUCCCUCUGGCACUAGCAUGGCUGGCUUACCAUGGCAUAUGUGCCGAGCCCUGCAAGCCUUGCAUACCAACACACACUUCAAGAUGAUGACCCAGACGGAUCGAGUUCACACUCUCAUCGGCAGCAGGCCUGGCGACCCUUUUGCCGAUGUAGUCUUUGGAUACAUGUUCUCUCGAAUUCUCACCAUUGUCGAGAAGCGUCUGGGGGAGAUUGGCAUCUUGGAGACCUUCGAGGAUGCUGAGGCCACAGGCAUCUUUGUCGACGCCGCCAAUGCACCCAUUGUGGAACAUACCCUGCUUGGGCCAACGUGGAUGGACGAUCUCUGCCUGACUUUGUCCCAUCAGACAGCUGCAGGGGUGGAAAGUCAAGCAGGAGUGGCGGCCAGCAUUUUGCUGGAGACAUGCACAGCACAUGGGGUUACCCCCAAUCUUGACCGUGGAAAAAGUGAAAUCCUGUUCACCUUUAGAGGAGCGGGAUCCAGGAAGCUGCGCGUCAAAUACUUCAGUGCCGCCAACGGACAACAAAUGCCCAUCACCACCGAAUAUGGCACGCAGAACAUCUCUGUUGUUGGACAUUAUACCCAUCUGGGCAGUAUAGCUCACCACACAGGCCUUUCACACAGAGAAGUUCGACGACGGAUUGCGAUUGGCAAUGCUGCGUUCGCGACACACAGAAAACUUCUCUUCCAGAAUGCGGCCUUUUCGCUUCAACGCAGAGCAGAACUGUUCCAGUCACUGGUGGUCAGCAAAAUUGCUUACAGCAUGGAAUCAUGGACAUUUGGCGACAACAAGACCUUCGAGUACUUCCGUACCGCCAUUCUGCGCCUAUACCGCAGACUGCUCAAGUUGCCGCCAGACGCAGCGAUACAAGAUGCAGACGUGUUGACUCAAGACAUGCUCCGCAUUGUGAGGCUUCGCUAUCUUGGUCUUCUUUACAAGUGUGAAGCAGUCACACCGUGGGCCAUCUUCCGUGCUGAUCACAACUGGUUGGCCCUUCUUUGCGAUGAUCUGCAAUGGUUAUGGGCUCUCAUAGCAGACACGAGCAGGCUGCGAGAUCCUGCCCAACACUUUGAAGACUGGGAGUACGUGCUCCGGUACCACCGUAGCUAUUGGAAAACACUAUUGCAACGUGGAGCCCGGCUCAGCUGCAUGAAAAGAGAAGAUGAUAUGAUGAUUCGUCGACUACAUCAAGAUGUUCUUUGCCAUCUAUCUGAUCGAGGUCGACUUCACACAGCUCCUGUCCGAGAACUUUUUGAUGAACGUCAGCAGCAGCACCACUUUGGAUGCAUGUACUGCGCCAAACGCUGCCGCUCAAAGGCAGGAGAAGGAGCACAUCUCUUCCGUGCACAUGGAAUCGUAGCCCAUGAACGACAAUGGAUUGCUGGCACCAUAUGCGAAGCCUGCCUCCGUGAAUUUCACAGUCAUGACAAGCUGCAGGCUCAUCUGCGCACUGCGCAUUAUUGCCGCGGCAUACUCAGCUCGAGACCGAUCUAUCAGACAGUUGCCCCAGGCAAAGGUUCGAAGAUCAACAACGAGCUGCGAGAGCAGCAUGACGGUCUAUUACCAGUACAGAGAGUCCAUGGCCCACAUCGACAAGAUGUACCACCAGGACAAGUUGAACUCCAUCAUCAACCACUAUUCGAGGCUUUAGCGCUACAGAUCUAUGAGACGGACGAGAAGGACCUCGCACGACUGUUUGCGGCCCUGCAGAACACCAUCAGCGAGCACUACAUUGGAUGGACUCAAACGCGCAUUACCCUGCAGGCGGUGGCUCAAGGGUUCACAGAAGAAGCUGUCAUGGAUACGCACCUCACACGGGAGCAGAUUCAGCAACUUCUUUCUGACCUGGGAGACGCAGCCCAUUGGCCGUUUCUCCAAGCCGUUGAGACCGAUUCUGCAGAAGCGUCCCAUCUAUACCCCCUAGAGCUCUACGAGCUGUGGUGCCAUGACUUGGCCAACCUGGAGUGCGCCUGGAGCCCUUUUGCAACAACCUGCCCUCGCGUCUUUUACCGUGAGCGCGUGAUCCUGCACGCCUACUCCGGCAGACGGAGGCCAGGAGACUUCCAGUGGUUCGUCGACAAGAUCGCGGCGACCAAGCACCUGCAGGAUGUCAUAGUCGUAUCGGUCGACUUAGUGAUCGACAGCACCUGGGGGACAUCAGCCGUCCCAGUACACAGAAAUACUGGCUUGAUGCCAUGGGAGAUGGCUACGUGA
Molecule: messenger RNA, 8475 nt
Organism: Cladocopium goreaui
Lineage: Eukaryota; Dinophyceae; Suessiales; Symbiodiniaceae
Source: the annotation of a GenBank genome assembly